This is a messenger RNA of Engraulis encrasicolus (European anchovy), 4777 nucleotides long. It is a transcript of the gene gramd1a, whose product is annotated as GRAM domain containing 1A. The record is from RefSeq and is a predicted model, not a curated record. Gene Ontology annotation, biological process: intracellular sterol transport. Gene Ontology annotation, cellular component: plasma membrane; endoplasmic reticulum-plasma membrane contact site; endoplasmic reticulum membrane. Bases 724 to 3390 code for a protein of 888 amino acids. The transcript has 19 exons. Gene Ontology annotation, molecular function: cholesterol binding; cholesterol transfer activity. NCBI's taxonomy places the organism in Eukaryota, Metazoa, Chordata, Actinopteri, Clupeiformes, Engraulidae.
UUUCGUUCAUUGGUUAAAAUGUAGCGCGUCAUGAACACCCGUUACUUUUUUGUUUGCGUGCCUCAAAACCGACCGUACCACAAAGUUGGGACUAGAGGGGCAUUUCUUUUAAAAUGCCGUUUCAUUCGACUUCAGAAGAAGAAGAAAUGGAGUGUCGUCGCUACACUUUUCAUGGCUAUGUUAACUUUAUUCCAGGAGCGUUUCAUGUAUUGACAAAUAAUCGUUUUGAUGACUAAAUCAUUCAAAGGAUUCUCUCCUAUCCCACCGCGGAAAGUUUUGUUGAUCUUUCUGGGGGACUGGAACAACACCCCCGUUUUACGGACUGUGCAGAGCCUUUUAAAAAGUAAAAGUGUAACUCGUUUUUGCUGUUCAGAUCAGAUUGUUAUAAUUCUUCAGAGAGGGAACGGGCAAAGAAGCAAAUGGACUACUGUACUACACUGUACACGUAAAGCAAGCGCUGUGUUACGAUGGACGAUACGACCACUGUACAUUGUGAACUAAUUUAAGUUAACGUUUACUUGCUAGCCUGCAAGUUAGCCACCGUUCGGUCACCGGUAUGCCAAACAGCUAGCUGGCUGUUGAGAUACUUGUUGCAAGCUUGGUAAACCUUGCCACACGGAUCUCCAAAUCACCAAUUUCAGAUUUCUGGCGUGGCUUGCUUAGGUGGAAAGACUGGCUGCUUUAGAGAGGUAAACGGGUGUAACGUUAGCAACUUAUCAAAGGAUGCUGAUGUGUUCUUGUGAAAAAGUGGACUACAGUAUCACCCCUCGCACCGUCGCCCGACUUGUCUCCGAGGCCGAGCUGGAAAGUCGGAACGGGGGAAAUUCAUCAAAUGUGAGCACGGCCAGUAACUCUCCACGCAGCACCCCCGGCAGCUCCCCCUCCCUGCGCAGGCGCGUGCUGGGGGGGCGUGCCAGCGAGGGCGAGGGCUCCACAGAGAGGGGUGGUGGGGGUGGGGGGAGCGCCGGAGGUGGAGGUGGUGGGGGUGGGGGUGGCGGAGGGUCGGACAGCCCGCAGCCCGCCACCCCAUCAGCAUCCUCCUCCUCCUCCUACCCCAUCUCCACCCGCCACUUCAGCCGCAAUGCCAAGAAAAUGCAGAGCUGGUACAAUGUACUAAGCCCCACGUAUAAGCAAAGAAACGAAGAUUUCCGGAAAAUCUUCAAGAAGCUGCCUGACACGGAGAGGCUCAUUGUCGAUUAUUCCUGCGCUUUGCAGAAGGACAUUCUGCUGCAGGGUCGUCUCUAUUUGUCAGAGAACUGGCUCUGUUUCUAUAGUAACAUCUUCAGAUGGGAGACCACGAUCACCAUCCUGUUGAGGGACGUGACGAGCCUGACCAAGGAGAAGACGGCCAAGCUCAUCCCCAACGCCAUACAGAUCUGCACAGAAAAUGAGAAGCACUUCUUUACCUCCUUCGGGGCUCGCGAUCGCAGCUACAUGAUGGUCUUCCGGCUCUGGCAGAACGCACUCAUGGACAAGACGCUCUCCCCUAAGGAGUUGUGGCACAUAGUGCACCAGUGCUACGGCACGGAGCUGGGGCUGACCAGCGAGGACGAUGACUACGUCUCCCCCACGGCAGAGCACAUCAACGGGCUGCUUCCAGUUGAGGAGCCCGUCCCACCACCAGUGGACCUGCUGGACCUUAGCGCCGCACCUCCUCUCACCCCCACCUCCCCUCUGGCCUGCUCGCCGCCCCCCGCUACUCCUUCAGCCACCUCCCCGUCCCCCACCAGCCCUGCUGCUGCCGCUGCCACCUCCUCCUCCUCGGCCACCAUGCUGGGCUCCUCUCCGCCCUCCUCUGCCUCCGCCUCCGCCUCCGUGGACGUGCCUGGUGUGGUGGGCCGCCUGGGCCCCAGUGGCAGCUUCAGCGGGGAGCCGGAUCCCCCCACCCCCCCUAACUCUCAGAGCUCCUCUCUCGCCUCCGCCACCCCCUCAAUGCUCACCGGGGCUGCAUCUGCAUCUGCCAAUCUGGAGGAGGGCGGGGACUCUCUGUCGGAAUCGGCCAAUAACCUGCUUCCUCCCCUGCCGCCUCACGGGCUGGGCAACCUGUCAUCACUCGACAUGACCAAUGAGGAUGACCUGCCCACAGACCCCAGCAACUCCUCCGACACGCAGGAAGAGAGUGAGAUUGAGGCAUUCUGUGCGGACCUGGCUGGCCGUCGACACAUCAACACGGUGGUGCGCAUGAGCGUGGACAAGCUGCAUGACCUGCUCUUCUCCGCAGACACACACUUCAUACAGCACCUCUUCUCACAACGACACUUCACAGACCUCAGUGUGCGUGACUGGCAGGCGGAUGUGGGAAAUGGCAACACCACGCGCGUGCUCAGCUACACCAUUGCCAUCAACAACCCCCUGGGCCCCAAAACCGCUCCUGUGGUGGAGACACAGACCCUCCAUAAGAGCAGUGCGCGGGGCGAGUGCUAUGUGGUUGACUCUGAGGUCAUCACCUCUGGGAUCCCCUACCAGGACUACUUCUACACAGUGCACCGAUACUGCCUCACCUCCAUCAGCAAGCACAAGAGCCGACUACGGGUCUCGUCGGACAUCUGCUACCGUAAGCAGCCAUGGAGCCUGGUGAAGGCCCUCAUUGAGAAGAACACGUGGAGCGGCAUUGAGGAUUACUACAGGCACAUGGAGACGGAGGUGUGUAAGCUGGAGACGCUGCUGCAGUCGGAGGUUACCGUGGUGACGUCGAGCGAGGCGGCAGCGGCCAUGGCAGGGGUUGGGGUGGGGGCGGCCCUGGGCGACUCGGCCAAGACUCCGCCCUUGCUGCGGCGCCGCAAGCGCAACCUGUCGCGGCGGGCCGGAGAGCGGGACAGAGACUCGGCGGGGGGCCUGGCGGGCGGAGGAGGAGGUGGAGGGCUGGGGGGAGCAGGAGGAGGAGGCGGAGGAGUGCUGCUGGGCGAUCGCUCGGAACGAGGGAUGCUGGCGGAGGAGAGGAGGGAGCGGCGGGAGAUGGGUGGUGUGUUCCUGAAGCUGGGUGAAAGGUCUCGUGGGGUCAGUGGCAAUAAUGGAGGCACCAUCUCCACUGUGCUGCUCAUCGUCAGCUUCAUUCUGGUGGUGCUGGUAGCCCUGAACAUGUUGCUGUUCUACAAGCUGUGGGCGCUGGAGCGGGCGGCCCAUACGCUGGAGACCUGGCACUCCUACUCCCUCACAGACAGUCCUCUUCCCCAGUCUGCGGGUGAGUGGGCGCAGGUGCUGCAGCUCCAGAGGCAGUUCCACCAGGCCCAGCUCAGCAAGUGGCAGCACAUACUGCAGUCCUCAGUCACACUACUAGACCAGAUGAAGCAGUCGCUGGAGAAGCUCCAUCGAGGCAUCGUCACCGAAGAACCAGCCCAAGAGGACCUCCCUGAUGAAGACCCCCCCUCAGACACGCUUCCUGACCACUGACCCCCCCACACACACACACACAUAUAUGCGUGUGAAACUCCAGAAGACCUCAACCAACCACCUCUCCAUCCACCCAUCCAGACCCCUCGUCUGCCUCCCUGCCUCCUCCUCAGCCCGCCAAGCCACAGCUCCCCCUGGGGUCAGGGCAACUGGGCGCACAAAGGGGUCAGUUGUCCUGGACCCAGGGAGAGUGGGCUCAGAAUUAGGCCCUCAGUACAUUGUAUGUAUUUGGGGUGGGGCUUUCGGAUGACUAUGUCCUGGGCGCGGCCAAAGCUGUCAUCGGCCCUGCCUGGAGUGCUGUUGAACCCUGGGAAACAGCACAGAGGGAGGGAGUCAUGGGACAUUGCGGGGUGGUGGUUGGCGGCGCCCAACACUAUGCGCGUAAACAUUGAGGGAACGGGGGUGGGGGGAGAUGGUAGUAUCGGCAAUAUAUGUAUUAACAAACAAUAUAUCAUGGAAAUCCCUUCCUUAUCAAAGCUGAACACAAUGGGGGUAAAAAAAUGAGAGAGAGACUGUAUCCCCCUUCAGAGGGCAACUAUGUACAGUACACUUCUUGUUUUUGGUAAGUGUACCUUAAGCGUGUUCUUCAAGAAGUCCUGCAUUUCAACCCUACAUCAUCCCCCCGCCACGUCCACACGUAAGAGGUCACCAAAUGCGUACAAUUCGCUCUGCUUGAUUGACUUACAGCAAUAACCCUCCAUCUCUGGUGAAGAUGAACACCAUAUCCAACAACCAUAAUAUGAAAACGACAUGUAAAACAAAACAAAAAGACAAGCUGGGCUUGAUCAGUUUUGAGGGGGUGUGGGGGGGACAAACAUUGUGACAAACAUUUCUUCCCUUUUGGUUUUCUGCUUUGUUUUUAUUUUUGAACUGCAAAGCUUCACCUACCUUGGAACGGUUCCCUCCAGUGACUGUGCUGCACCUUGAGCCACUUGUCUCCUUUUACUAGUGCUACAUCCUCCUCUCCCUCCCUCCCUCCCUCCAUCUCUCACUCUCUCACUCGCCAGUUCAGUCCCUCCCCCGUCUCAGGUGCUUCCUGGAGGAAGGCUGCACCCUUCUCAGACGUUAAGACUUCAAGCAGACUUAAAAAGAUGCAGCAGCACCACCACCACUACCCCCCACUCUCGCCAGUGAACUCCCUCACAUCCCCAAAGCCCAACUUAACAUGGAAGCAGCAACCUCUGCAUCUGCACAUCCACUCUUCUUCUCCAAUGCCAAUUCGUUCCUCUGUGUUGGUACCCCGUGCUCCUUUUCUCAAUACAACAAGCAAGCAACCUAGCUAGAGGACUACUUGAAAAGACUGGAGGCAGGGUAUUGACUUGGUAUGGAGAGGUGACCUUGCACUGCUUCCAUGGGAGGGUCAUGGUCCUACCUGCCUGCCUGCCGG